AUGAUCACUGUCGCAAAAGAAGCUGGCGACAUCGCCAGAACUGCGCAGCCGACGACUGGAACGAUCGCUACCAAGAAGAACACUACCGAUAUUGUGACCGAGACCGACAAGGCUGUGGAGGCCCUGAUCCGAGAACGCCUCACCACACGAUAUAGAUAUUUCGACUUCCGAGGAGAGGAGUCGCACGAGGCCGCUUCGGAAAUGACAGACCGGCCCACGUUCAUCGUGGAUCCAAUAGAUGGCACGUCCAACUUCAUCCACGGCCUCCCCGACGUCUGUGUAUCCAUCAGCGUCGUGGUUAGCCAAUCGCCAACCGUUGGAGUAGUGUACAACCCAUUUACCGACGAGCUUUGGACGGCAAUCAAGGGUCACGGCGCCUUCUACUCACGUAAUGACGGCCCAACUGAGAAGCUUCCCUUGAGGGCCGCUGCACCUCUGGACUUAUCAUCAGCCUGCGUCGGUAUCGAAUGGGGAAGCGACCGCGAGGGUCCCGCAUUCGAUCUGAACCUCCACGUCUUCACGAUGCUCGCCAGAACGGAGCGGACCAAUGGCAAGUUUGUCAACUCACUCCGGUGCACCGGCUCGGCAGCCAUCACCAUCUGCAGGGUCGCAGCUGGGCAGCAGGACGCUUUCUGGGAGUGCGGAAGCUGGGAAUGGGAUGUUGCUGCCGCGUGGUGCAUUCUCGUCGAGGCGGGCGGUAUCAUGGUGGACGGGCAUCCCACCGGGAAUUGGAACCCGCCGGUGGAUAGUCGCAGGUAUUUGGCGGUUCGGGCUGCAAACAGCGGACAAGAGCGAUUCGUAGAGGAGUUCUGGGCUGUUAUUCGAAGCGGUAUGUAG
Molecule: messenger RNA, 837 nt
Organism: Zymoseptoria tritici IPO323
Lineage: Eukaryota; Fungi; Ascomycota; Dothideomycetes; Mycosphaerellales; Mycosphaerellaceae
Exons: 2
Coding region: 1-837 (278 amino acids)
Biological process (GO): inositol metabolic process; signal transduction; phosphatidylinositol phosphate biosynthetic process
Molecular function (GO): inositol monophosphate 1-phosphatase activity
Source: RefSeq, a predicted model, not a curated record